AAGAUGAAUGUCAUCCAGGUGAUUUCCCUCACUCUGCUGUCCGUUUUGGCGGCCAACGCUCAGGUCAUCAUGCCAGGAAGAUGCCCCAAGCCUGCCGUGCAGGAGAACUUUGAUACUGCCAGGUAUCUUGGUAAGUGGUAUGAUGUCCAGAGACUGCCAAAUACCUUCCAGAAGGGCGAGUGCUGCACUGCCACCUACAGCCUGAAGAGCCCCGGAGUCGUUGGUGUCUUCAACAGCGAGCUGCUCGCUGAUGGGACCGUUAGCUCCAUCAGUGGCUCUGCCACAGCAAAGAACCCCUCUGAGCCUGCCAAGCUGCAGGUUUCCUUCUUUGAGAACGCUCCCCAUGCUCCUUACUGGGUGCUGUCCACCGACUACGACAACUACACUCUGGUCUACAGCUGCACCGACCUCGGCGUGCUGCAUGUGGAUUUCGUCUGGAUCAUGAGCAGACAUCCCACCCUGCCCGAGGAGACCCUCGAGGAGCUGCACAGCAAGCUGUCCUCUUUCGGAGUCAGAGUGGACAAGCUGCUCACCACCAACCAGGAUGCAGCUUACUGCAGCGCCAUGAACCAGUAA
Anarrhichthys ocellatus (wolf-eel) is the source of this 576-nucleotide messenger RNA. RefSeq names its product apolipoprotein D-like. Gene Ontology annotation, biological process: response to reactive oxygen species; brain development; lipid transport. Gene Ontology annotation, cellular component: cytoplasm. Gene Ontology annotation, molecular function: lipid binding. The transcript has 4 exons. Bases 4 to 576 code for a protein of 190 amino acids. NCBI's taxonomy places the organism in Eukaryota, Metazoa, Chordata, Actinopteri, Perciformes, Anarhichadidae. The record is from RefSeq and is a predicted model, not a curated record.